Messenger RNA from Emiliania huxleyi CCMP1516, 1044 nucleotides. RefSeq lists its product as hypothetical. NCBI's taxonomy places the organism in Eukaryota, Haptophyta, Isochrysidales, Noelaerhabdaceae. The transcript is spliced from 4 exons. The record is from RefSeq and is a predicted model, not a curated record. Bases 1 to 1044 code for a protein of 347 amino acids.
AUGGACGCCCUCCUUGUGAUUGACUUGGAGUCGGACGAUGAGGCGUUUGCGGAAGACAGUUAUUACGACGGUUACGACGACUGCCUGGGCGGCUCGGACAGCUGCGACUUGAGCAGCGGCAGCGGCGGCGGCGGCGGAGAUGACGACGGCCUCACUGCUGCCGACGACAACGCCAGCGGCAGCGCUAGUGGCGGCAGCGAGCUGUCGGAAGAGCAGCGAGCUCAAAUCGUGGCUAACAAGAAUGCGGCGUUGGACCGUCGGGAUGGGCUCCACCCCACCGGAGCCGCCGUGCGUUGGGCGGAUUCGCACCGCCCGCCCGGAGUCGUCGAAAUUGACUACAUCACUUGCGACUGGAAGAUGAGCGGUGCGCGAUGGCUCCCGAUGAAGGAUGAGGAGGAGGUGCGCGCACUCUGGCGCGAGUACGUGGCGCGCGCGUACGAGGCCGACGUCUUUUCCGACGGCGACGCCACGCGCAAACCGAAAUAUCGCCGCAAGCGGCCGGCGGCCGGCGCGGCGGCUGCUGCGAGCGGGAGUGGCGGCGGCAGCGGCGCGAGCGGCGCCGGCAGCGGCGGCGCGGGCGGCGAGGACCCGCCGCCGCCGCUGCCCGGCCGCCGCGUCCGCGUAUGGUGGCCGGCUGAGAAGCGCUGGUUCCGCGGGCUCGUGCUCAGCAGCAGCGCCGCCGAGGGCCACACCAUCAAGUACGAGGACGGAGAGGUGCUACGCCACCUGAUGGAGAGGGAGGGCUGGCGGUGGGACUACGUCGAGACGUCGGGCCGCGUGGCGCGGGCGGCGGGCAGGUCGUCCGACGCGGCGAGCAGCAGCGGCGGCGAGGGCGGCGGCGGCGGCGGCGGUGGCUUCAGGCGCCCCGCCCCGCUGGCGGUGCAGUUCCCGUGGGAGCUCUCCGGCAGCGCCGAGCCGUCGCCUGUGGAGCCGCGGCCGCCAAAGCCGCCGAAGCCGCCAAAGGAGUGGACGCCGUCCCCAUCGUGCGAGGCGUGCGCCGGCAAGCACCGGCCGCACACGUGCGGCAAGGUGAAACGGCGGUGA